CGAGAAGAAAAAAAAAGAAAACAAAAUCAACCUUUAAAAACGUUUUUUAUAUCCAACUUUUUUGAACGCUUUUUUCACACCCAACACGACACCAAAACGUUUCUAGUUCUUUUUUUUCCACAUACAGUGAAAGGAGAGGAGAAAAAGAGAUCAUGCCACCAAAUACAGAUUAAAUGUAAAGUAACGAGCCUGUCUUGGAAAUGUAAGAAGUAGAAACCGCGAAACCUACGGCAUGGCUAAAAAUGCCCCCAUGUGGCCCGCGAGUUUGUCACAUGAGAACCUGAUGGUGAGUGCUGAGUAGCCUACACCCUGAAGCAUGAACACAGAAAGCAGCAGUUUGUCUGUGUGUUGGAAGAUGAUUUAUCUUCGUGUUUGUCUCAGCAGACACAGGGAGAGUAAUUCUUCCUGCAGGACAGGGGUGGGUGGUGAAUCGGCUUGGGUCAGCCGCCUCUGUUGUGAACACUGGACCUCUCUUCAUCUCUUCACCCCACGCAUUGAAGAUAAUCACUGCUUGGCAGGACAGGAGCCUGUUUGACUGCCACUGAUCUUUAUCUGUUCUUGACAGAGAGCAGCUCUGUGUGGGUCAAAUAGAUAUUCCGGGGUUCUGAACUGGACUUUCUGUGCAGCUGUUGAAUCUUAUUGUUAUUUCACCCCUCGUUGUGGCAAAGCAUUGAAAGGAACUGCUAAUCUUACCACAGUCUACCAGCUACAGCAGAGAGAGAUAUACCACAACCCUAGUUCCUGUGUCACAGAUGACAGUGAGCUGCUGCAGGAAAGCCUUCCCCCUGAAGCACAACUACACAACACUCAGACACUUCAUGAACAGCUUCCCAACGGAGUGGAUGCUGGUGUUACAGAUGGCAGUAAACUUCCCUUCUGAUGACUCACUACACAGCAACACCCUGGACAGAACACAGGCCGUGUGCGUGUGAUUGAUUUGGAGGUGGGACCACAAGAUAGUAUUUGUGCAGGACACGUCGUCCCGCAGUCCCACUGGAAUGCAGGCGUGAGGAUCUCUAGCUGUGCCUGCGUGCCGGAGGCCUCCGGAGGGGACAGGGUUACAGUCGGACCACAGUGACAUAUCUACCUUGCUGUCUUCAGCAUAUCCUGCAACCGAAUCUGGAUAUACUGCCGUCUUUCUUCUUUCAUGGUGUGUAUUUUGAACGGAUCACUGAAGCCCUAAACACAGACAUAUCAAGCACCACCUUCACUCUCUUUGGUCUUUGUUUGAGUGCACUCUGCACGUGCUCUAGAGCUCACAGCAUGGACUUGCCCUCCAGCCCUGUGUGUGAGCUCAGCAGACCAGGCCCCGGACUUCCCUUCACCCUCCUCUCAGCCAGCUCUCCCUGCUAUAGCCUGCCCCCAAACAGACAGGGGGUCCUGUCAGGGAGCAGGAGGGGGGGAGGGGGCAUGGGGCGCCGCCCAGGGGGCCCCAGAGAGGAGACGACAGAGAGAGAGGCCAGCGUGAAGGACAACAUGACUGCUAAGACGCAGCCUGGGCCUAGCCUUCUUCCCCUGAGGGAGGACAGGGCCAGCGGGGGUGUCUCGGGGCAGGUGGGAGGAGACGGGGGCGUGACGGACAGCAGGAAGCUGAACCUGACCAGUUGGAGUGAGCGAGGGGGUGGGGCCAGCCAAGAGGAGGGGCGCCAGAUCGGAGAGUUCUCUGUGCGCGGGGGAGGGACCACGCUCAGACGGGCCGAGAGUCUGGAGACGAGGGGGGAGGUGGGGGGGGGCCGUGUGCUGUCCAGGGCUUUGAACUCUGACCCCUGUGGUCUGAGGGGGGAGGAAGGGAGGAUGGGGGCUGAAUUGAGUCGGGCAACCCUGGCUCUGGAGAGGGCUGGUGGGGUCCAGUCCCUGCCCACCAGGCUGAGACCCCAGGCUGGGUCUGGGCUCAGGGAUGCAGGGACGCCUGGGACCAGGAGUCAGAGCAUCUGGGAGAGGAUUGAGAGGCUCUACGGUUCUGAGAAAGCAGAGGACUCGAACCCCAGGACCAAGCGGUACUCCGCCCCCAUCGAAGACUGGCCUCUGUCAGAGCUGGACGGGAGCGGAGCCUUCGCCCAGCGCAGGAAGUCAACCACGGACUUCAUCCCCAACUCCUCCCCCAUCAGCCAGUGGAGGAGUGGCUCCUGCGAGGGGGGGGGGGGGCUUUCCUAAGCGUCUUUUCAGGGAAGAGAAGAACGGUGUGGACACAGCGCAGAGCCCUCAGGGCGUCACGCCCUCAGGGUCUUCAGUGUCGGGCAGGGAGAGAGCUCCAGGGGCGGAGUGGCAGGGCCAAGCCCAGAGGAAGCCUCCUGAGCUGGGGCAGAUCGCCCAGAGAAGAGGGGUGCUGGAGUACAACACCAGGUCACUGGACAGGGCCAGGGCUAAACUCUCUGUGGCAGCUCCGAGCAGGGCUGACAGGUCUGCAUACACCCCCUCACCCCCUCCCUCUGCGGAGGACCCAUCCAGGGCUCUCAGGAAUCCAUCCAUCUCUCCUCCACCUGGAGACAGAGAGGAGAGAGUGGGGGAAAGGAGGAAUAAAGAGCUAACAAACAACGGAGAGCGAAAAGGUGGGAUGGGCCGGGAGGGUGAAGGGGUGGGAGAGAGGACGGGGAGCCCAGCAUGCAGGAGAGAUCUGGAGAAGGAGGCCACUUCCACAUCUGAACCAGCAGGGGUCAACCUGGGGUCGAAACUCCUCUCGACCAAUCAGAUGAACAGCAGAGCGACCCCUGACCCCUCCACCAGGACCCUGGCAUGUGUCAGGAGCAUGGCUCACGAGGAGAGCAUGACUGAAGAUGUGUUUGAGCCCAGCCCCCAGAGAAGCACAGCUCAGCCCAGUGACAGGAGGAUGUUAGUGGUUCCCUCCGUGGCCAGUGUGAAGAAUAAGAUCCAGCAGUUUGAGACCCUGACCCAGAAGAACCAGAGGGACUUCCAGAGGCCCAGACGGGCCUUCUCUGUCCCCGAGCACCUGGGCAGGAAGGCUGGGGAGGGAGCCAGCAAGGCCGGGAGGGGUCAGGAUCUGGGGGGAAGGAGAGGGCUGUGGGAAGGAGUGAAGGAGGAGAGGGAUGGGGCGGAUUCAGGAGGAGAACGGAUGAGAGGACCAACGGGUAAUGAGGUGAAGAAGAGCGCUCCAGAUAAAGCUCUGGGGGGGCUCCCGGGCAGAGGA
Messenger RNA from Hypomesus transpacificus, 3145 nucleotides. RefSeq lists its product as uncharacterized. The record is from RefSeq and is a predicted model, not a curated record. The coding region runs from base 1264 to 2154 and encodes 296 amino acids. Lineage: Eukaryota; Metazoa; Chordata; Actinopteri; Osmeriformes; Osmeridae. The transcript is spliced from 3 exons.